GGGAGAGGGAGGCCUCCAAGGAAAAGCCAAAAGCCGCGCCUUGCAGUAGCUAGUAACCCUCCUACACGCACAGCUGCUGGCCAGCUUUUCCAGAUGUCCCCUCCAAACAGCAGCAACAUUUUAUUUUUCAGAAAGGACUCUGAUUAAAAUUGAUCCGUUCUCUCUGCUUCUGCCCUCUCCAAGGAAGACUUCGGCAUAUGCAGAAGAGCUGCUUCAGUUAUCUUGCCUCGUAGGAAAGAGAGACUUGGGAGGCAUCUGAUCACCAAGACCCCUACCCUGCCACCCCCAGCCCUUGCCUGCAUUUCAGAUUCAAGGCUAAUCAGAGGGGGGAUUUAGGACAGGGACUUCUUUCCCUUCUUCCUGUAUUUCUCCCACUGCACUCAAGAAUAGACUCACCCCCUUUUUUAUGGGGCACAAAAAGACACUACAAUGCUUUCUAUAUCCAAGAAUUCUUUUAAAAUUAAACACCCUCUUCCGGAUACAGGGCCCAGGAGUCCAAAGUCCCCCCACAUGAGCAUAAAGAGGAAUGGAAAUUACCAUACUCUCCAGUGCAUUGCAGGUGAAUAUAUCCAAGAAGCAGCAGGCCAUGUUAAAAAAAGCAGUUCUUCCCGAGAUGGAGAAGGCCAUAUUCCUGGCACACUUUACUGUACUAAUCUAAGAGUGGCCUUCUUACCAGAUUCCUCUCCAAACAACGAGAAUGACUCUUGCUGUCUGUUUAUGUGCAGUGACUAUGAAGUGGCCCUUCCAUGUAUUGGAAAACUGGUGGCUGUGAAUAGUUUCACAAAAGCCAAGGUGCUGACAAGCACAUCUACACUGAAGUUCAUUCCUGAGGAACUGAUCAUCUACUGCCGAGAUUUCCGGGUGCUAAGGUUUCAAUUCCACGAAAAUGGUUUAGAACCUCAGGCCUUCCGGGUGACAAUGGCCAUUGCACAAGCUCAGGAAAACAGUGGCAGGGAUGCCUGCUAUGAAUACUUAACUCUGAAGAAUUUGGAGAACAGUUGCCUGGCCAGACAGGACAUACAGCUGCAGAAAGAAUUCUCAGUAGAGCUUUUUGAGACUCUCUGUGACUGGGAGAAGGAGCUGAAGCGGCUCGGUGCAGCUGGCUGGCGAGUCAGCCCAGUCAAUGAGCGCUUCGAUAUGUCUACCAGCCUUCCCAAAUACUUGUGGGUCCCCAGUCGAUUUCUGGACAAUGAGCUGAAAAGAGCCUUUGUGCAUUUCAAUGAAAGACGAAUACCAAGGUUGUGCUGGCAUCACCCGAGAGGCAGUGAUCUUCUUAGAGCAGCUAACUUCCACACUAACUCAGAUCCAGAGAAGGAAGAUAUAAGGGCAAUAGAAACACUAUUGUUUGCUGGACAUUCUCAGUGUGUAAUUGUAGAAGCAACUGCUGAUCUUCCCAGCCUUUCCGAGAUCCAUCAGUCUUACUCCAAACUGUGGAACCUGAGCCUCUGCCUGACUGAUACAUCAGUUGCCCCAUCUGAUGAGAAAUGGCUCUCAAGUCUGGAAAAUACACGGUGGCUGGAUCAUGUACGGUUAUGCUUGAAGAAAGCCAGUGAAGUGACUCUUCUGCUAACAGAGAGGAGUCGAUCAAUUGUACUGCAAGAAUCAGAUGACAGAGAUUUGAAUUGUUUGCUGGCUUCCCUAGUGCAAGUGCUUUCAGAUCCCUAUAUGAGGACUAUACAUGGAUUCCAGAGUCUGAUCCAGAAAGAAUGGGUAGCAGCUGGCCAUCCUUUCCUGCAGCGGCUCAAUGUACUCCAGAAAAAUGACCAGGAUGAGUCACCAAUAUUUUUCCUGUUCCUGGAUUCCAUAUGGCAACUGCUGCAGCAAUUUCCACAAUCUUUUGAAUUUACGGAGGCCUACUUGAUGGCCAUAUAUGAUUGCUGCUUCAUCCCAUUUUCUAGCACUUUCCUAUUCAACUGCCAGUGGGAACGAAGUCGAAAAAAUCAGAAUCGUUUUCUCAAUCAAAUUUACACUCCUAUCAAUGGCUGGCAAGAAAAUCUCUGCUUAGAAAUCCUGCAAAAAGGAGGCUAUCCUGUCAAGAAUGUAGGGCACACAAAUUUGUCUACCAUUUGGAACUGGCUACUCAGGUCCAACCCCUGGCAGAUAGCACAAUUCAGGAACCCCUGGUACAAUGGGAACAACUUCAGCAAUGGAAGCACUUUAAACAAAAAUUUCCUAUUCACAGAUGGUGACAAGAUGGAAAAUACUUCUUCAGAAAAAUGGACCUUGUAUGUUUUUUCGAAAGGCUCUCUCAGUCUGCAAACCCACAUUUUUCCUUGGAAAAAUGGGACCCUCUCCAAAAAGUGUUUUCAUCGUGUUCAGGCACUGGAGACUUCUAGAGAACAAGAAAGGUCUUGGAAGGCCAAAUCCAAUGGCAGCUUCAUUUACCAUAAUGAUUUGCUGCUGCUUCCAUCACAUACAGGGACUUCAAUACGUUUAUGGAAAAGGUGUUAUCUUCGGGGGAAUCCAGAAGUUCAGGUUGGCCUCUUUGCUUCCAACAUUGUUAAACUCACCGAAGAGCUGGAUCUUCUUCAAAAGCGGCUAAACUAUUUGCAAGCAAGAGGAAGCUGUAGCAUAGCUCUGGAAAAUGCAUAAGAAGGCCACAACAGCUCAUUAAAAAUACAAAGUUCAUUUUUGUCCUCCCAUUGAUGAUGGAUGAACUUCCUGAACAUUAGUAUUGCUUCUCCUUCAUAUGAAAACAACCGCAACAAGCUGGGUUUUAGAAAUUACUUAAAUGAGGCAUUGUACUUUAUAUAUUCCAUGCAUAGUUUUCUAAAAUGAACAUCCUUCCAAAUGAACUAAUGUUCUUAUGCUGCAGAGACAAUGGCAUGCUAUAUAUUUACAGCCCUGGAAUACAGAAAGAUUAAUAGGAACUUUUCUUAUUGGCUGCCCAAAGAGGUAACUUACAAAUGUAUUAAUAAUUGUUAAGUAGCAUCAAAAGCUGACUAUACAUUCAGUAGACAGAAAUCAUUAACCCUGGAGCCAAGACUCAUGCAUGAUACACUGGUGCACAAAUAUGUAAUCCUUUUAGGUUCCUUCUUCAUAUAUCAAGUUUAUUGUUUAUUCACUCAAUGUGUACUAUCCGCUGUAUGUGUGUAUAUACGUACUGUAUAGGCAAGUUUGUGUGUGUGUAACCUUCCAUAUCUUUUAUAGAAGCAAAUGUUUGCCAUAACUUCAAUUUUAUACUAUUUCAUAACCUUUGGUUCAGAAGCCUUACAGCAAAUAGGAAAUUACAAAUUUUAAGUAAUGGCUUUUUAAAUAAAAUAAAAAUAUCUGCAAACGGCAUAUACCCAAA
This is a messenger RNA of Ahaetulla prasina, 3292 nucleotides long. RefSeq names its product myotubularin related protein 11 (gene MTMR11). NCBI's taxonomy places the organism in Eukaryota, Metazoa, Chordata, Lepidosauria, Squamata, Colubridae. The record is from RefSeq and is a predicted model, not a curated record. The transcript has 17 exons. Bases 430 to 2592 code for a protein of 720 amino acids.